AUGACCGAUAAUCAGUACGCUCCUCUAACAGCGAACAUAGUGCGGACAUUGACAGACAAACUUUAUGAGAAGCGAAAAGCGGCAGCGCUUGAUAUAGAGAAAUUAGUUCGAGAUCUACAUGCCACCAAUCAACUAACCCAGCUCGACAAACUGCUCGCUGUUCUUCGAGAGCUCGCAAUGGCUAGUAAUGGACAUACUCGAAAAGGCGGUUUGAUAGGAUUGGCUGCAGCUGCUAUCGCUCUAGGGAAGAAUGCUCCGCCUUACACUGUACAUUUGAUAGAGCCUGUGCUUUCAUGUUUCAACGAUCCAGAUCUACGUGUACGAUAUUACGCGUGCGAGGUUAGCCGUUGCGAUAGAUUUAUGUAUUUCGAUGCUAAUGGCUAA
Messenger RNA from Strongylus vulgaris, 384 nucleotides. The record is from the annotation of a GenBank genome assembly. Lineage: Eukaryota; Metazoa; Nematoda; Chromadorea; Rhabditida; Strongylidae.